CCAAACAUGACACCUGCAAUAUCAGCGGCUGUUCUGCUGGUGGUCAGUCUUGGCCUUUGUUUCUCCAUCCCCAUCCCUGUGGAGGACAGCUCUGAAGUCACGGAGAAUGAUCUUCGCUUUGCACAGAAAUAUCUAAGCGCCUUGUAUAGUUCUCCAUCCAAUCCCAUUGGGAUUCUGAGAAAGACAGGAGCUAACAGUGUGACUUCUCAGCUAAAAGAGAUGCAAGCCUUCUUUGGCCUGGAUGUAACAGGCAAACUGGAUGAAGAAACUCUGGAAAUUAUGAAACAACCAAGAUGUGGUGUUCCAGAUAUAGGAGAAUACAAUUUCUUCCCAAGGAAGCUGAAAUGGCCCAGAAAUAAUAUCACCUACAGAAUUCUUAACUACACCCCAGAUUUGCCACGUGCCGAUGUGGACAGAGCUAUCAAGAAGGCGUUAAAGGUGUGGAGUGAUGUCACCCAAUUAAAUUUCACUAGGCUGCGGUCUGGCACUGCUGAUAUUAUGGUUUCUUUUGGAAAAAAAGAGCAUGGUGAUUACUACCCAUUUGAUGGCCCUAAUGGUUUGCUAGCUCAUGCUUUCCCCCCUGGAGACAAAAUUGGAGGAGACACUCACUUUGAUGAUGAUGAAAUAUUCACAAAUGACUAUAAAGGAUACAACCUUUUUAUUGUUGCCGCUCAUGAAUUUGGCCACGCUCUGGGCCUUGACCAUUCCAGAGAUCCAGGCUCCUUGAUGUAUCCGGUUUAUAGCUACGCAGAAACCACCAACUUCAUUCUUCCUGAUGACGAUGUACAAGGAAUUCAAGAACUCUAUGGGCCAGGUAACAAAGACCCAAAUCCAAAACACCCCAAAACUCCUGAAAAGUGUGACCCAGAUCUAGAGAUUGAUGCAGUCACUGAACUCAGAGGAGAAAAGUUUAUCUUCAAAGACAGGUUCUUUUGGAGGGUCCAUCCUCAGAUGACAGAUGCAGAGUUAGUUUUGACUAAGUCUUUCUGGCCUGAACUUCCAAACAAAAUUGAUGCUGCCUAUGAGUAUCCCCAGAAGGAUCUGAUAUUCAUUUUUAGAGGAAAUAAGUUCUGGGCUCUGAAUGGAUAUGAUAUAAUGGACGACUAUCCCAAAAAACUAUAUGAACUUGGUUUUCCAAAAGCUCUAAAAUCUAUCGAUGCAGCUGUUUAUAAUGAUGCAACUGGCAAGACGUAUUUCUUUACUGGAGACAAGUAUUGGAGCUAUGAUGAAGAAAGCAUGACUAUGGAUAAAGGCUUCCCCAGGCUGAUUGCAGAUGACUUUUUGGGUAUUGGGGAAAAGGUUGAUGCGGCUUAUCGAAGAAAUGGUUAUAUCUACUUCUUCAAUGGACCCGUUCAGUUUGAAUAUAGCAUUUGGAGUAAGAAAGUCACCCGAUUAUUGAAGACCAACUCCAUCUUGUGGUGCUAAUCCUGAAGAUAGCACUCCAUGAUCGCCAUCCAUCAUGGCAGAGUCUGAACCGCUGCCUUACUCCUAUCAUACAUAAAGCUGGGGAUAUAUUGAGAAUAUCACACGUCUGUAUCAUCACUUUGUACAAUGGUAACUGCACAGACACUACAUGAAUCCCUUCUUCGCUAUGUCUUGUGCUGUUGGCAUCAGUCCUGUUAUGGUUUUAUAAUUUCCACCAUUCUGUGUCUUGACCUUGACAAUGAAGGGUAAACACUAAAAUGUAAAGUGGUUGUCCAGUGGGAUAAAACUUUUUAGAAAAGAGACAGAAUAGGUUAAAAAUGAAAGAAGUAUUAUGGAUGACCUCCUGAAGAGGAGACAGGCGCUCCAUGCCAGCGUUUCUUUCUGUUCAUUACACUGAUCUUCAUCUCGGAAGUGCAGUGUAAUGAUAAGUACUCGCUCAAUUCAAGUGAACGGAGUGGGUACUUUUAAUUACACUACAUCCGCUCCACUGGAGACGAGGCAUAGUAGUAAUGACGAGGAAGCAGAACUAGCAUGGAGUGCCGCCUCCUCGUCUCACAGCUGGUGUCGGACAGCGCCGAUAUCGAUGAUCUACCCUGACGAUCGGUCAUCAAUAUUAAUGGCUGGACAACAGCCAGAGCUGAAUCAGAAAAUAGGGAAUGAUUACAUUCCUGCGACCUGCAGCCACCACUAGAGGGAGCUAACUGCAUAUUUCUUAUACAUUGACCUCAAAAGCAACAGUGUGUGCAGUAAACACCUAGGCUCCCUCUAGUGGUAGCUUCAGGCUGCCAUAAAGAUAUACUAAAAGGGCCCAUACAGUUAAAAAUAAAAAAAUAAACUGUACCGGUGGUGGUCUGGUCCCUGCUACUUUUCACUUCCUGGUCCCGGCUUGACAUGCCAAGAAAGGCCUGCUGUGGGGACCAGACCAGCAACACAAAUUCAGCUGGAAGGAUCAGUGAGGUUGAUAAGUAAGGUUUAAUUUUUAUUUUAUUUAUUUUGAACCUUUUCUGACCCAUUUUGUUAUAAUUUUCCAGAGAAAACCCAUUUUAAUCAACUCAGAAUUGUGGACCUAAAAGUAGGAUGGUCUUUAAAGUCAGUGCAUGCCCACCUUCCCCCCAUCAGUGCAUGCCCAGCCUCCCCUAUCAGUGCAUGCCCAGCCUCCCCCUAUCAGUGCA
This is a messenger RNA of Bufo gargarizans (Asiatic toad), 2597 nucleotides long. RefSeq names its product collagenase 3-like. The record is from RefSeq and is a predicted model, not a curated record. The coding region runs from base 7 to 1425 and encodes 472 amino acids. Gene Ontology annotation, cellular component: extracellular matrix. The transcript is spliced from 10 exons. Lineage: Eukaryota; Metazoa; Chordata; Amphibia; Anura; Bufonidae. Gene Ontology annotation, biological process: proteolysis; collagen catabolic process; extracellular matrix organization. Gene Ontology annotation, molecular function: metalloendopeptidase activity; zinc ion binding.